Molecule: messenger RNA, 2887 nt
Organism: Arabidopsis thaliana (thale cress)
Lineage: Eukaryota; Viridiplantae; Streptophyta; Magnoliopsida; Brassicales; Brassicaceae
Gene: B73
Product: molybdopterin biosynthesis CNX1 protein / molybdenum cofactor biosynthesis enzyme CNX1 (CNX1)
Exons: 12
Coding region: 1162-2625 (487 amino acids)
Biological process (GO): Mo-molybdopterin cofactor biosynthetic process; molybdopterin cofactor biosynthetic process
Molecular function (GO): molybdopterin molybdotransferase activity; molybdopterin adenylyltransferase activity
Source: RefSeq, marked reviewed
GUGGACGUCGAAGUUAAUUGACCAUUGACAAUCUAAUAGGGUCAUAUCUAAUCCGAUUGCUAAACAAGGCCAUCGUCUCUCUCUAUCAAUCAGCGACGGAAAUAAAUGGAAGGUCAAGGUUGUUGUGGCGGCGGCGGCGGAAAGACGGAGAUGAUACCGACGGAGGAAGCUCUGAGAAUAGUAUUCGGCGUCUCUAAGCGUCUGCCUCCGGUAAUCGUAUCGCUGUAUGAAGCACUUGGGAAAGUGUUGGCGGAAGAUAUUCGAGCUCCUGAUCCUUUACCUCCAUAUCCUGCUUCCGUCAAGGAUGGGUACGCAGUUGUUGCUUCAGAUGGUCCUGGAGAAUAUCCGGUGAUUACUGAAUCAAGAGCUGGGAAUGAUGGUUUGGGUGUGACUGUUACUCCUGGAACUGUGGCUUAUGUGACAACUGGUGGACCUAUACCUGAUGGUGCGGACGCAGUUGUCCAAGUUGAGGACACUAAAGUAAUUGGAGACGUCUCAACUGAAUCAAAAAGAGUAAAAAUACUGAUUCAAACCAAGAAAGGCACCGAUAUCCGUAGAGUGGUAUGCUUUCUUCUUUUCUCGUUUAUGUAACCAGUGUUGUACUUGAUAUCUUUGAUUUCUUAUAUCUCUUACUGUUUGCUAAAUAGUUGAAAUCUCGUACUUUUCUUUUAUAUGUAACGCCAUUUGUUGAUCUAAGACCAUUUUUUUAGGAGUAUGCCUAACCGAUUUGUUAAAUAAAUUGAAUUACUGUGUCGUUUGAUGGGUAAGUUAUUGGAACAAAUGGAAGAUGGUGGGCUAGUUUUGGAUAUGUACUUGAAUUGUCGGACAGCAUCCUGUUUUUUGUUAUUAUCUAGGUUUGUGUUUGCAAUGUUUCUUAGAGAAAAGACUCUUGUGGGACUAAGAAUAAGCAUGCAUGAGGUCACCGCUAGAAGACCUGGGGAUAGAUAAAGCAUGUUUCUCUCGUAUUAACCAUCAAAUCUAAGUAGGUGAUGAAAAGCAGCUUUUUCAGCUGUUUGGAGGAGAUACAAUCGUCAUAUGUUCAUUAUUGUUUGACAAUUUAUAUGCUAGGGUUGUGAUAUUGAGAAAGAUGCAACUGUACUAACAACUGGAGAAAGAAUUGGUGCCUCAGAAAUCGGCUUGCUAGCAACCGCAGGAGUAACCAUGGUGAAGGUAUAUCCUAUGCCAAUAGUUGCUAUUCUCUCUACUGGAGAUGAACUUGUGGAGCCGACAGCUGGGACUUUAGGUCGUGGGCAGAUUAGGGACUCAAAUCGAGCAAUGUUAGUGGCAGCAGUGAUGCAGCAGCAAUGCAAAGUUGUUGACCUUGGAAUUGUUAGAGAUGAUAGAAAAGAACUUGAGAAGGUUUUGGACGAGGCCGUAUCCUCUGGAGUUGAUAUUAUUUUAACUUCUGGUGGUGUUUCAAUGGGAGACAGGGAUUUCGUCAAGCCAUUACUCGAAGAGAAAGGGAAAGUAUAUUUCAGCAAGGUAUUGAUGAAACCCGGGAAACCUUUGACCUUCGCCGAGAUUAGAGCAAAACCAACUGAAAGUAUGCUGGGGAAAACAGUCCUUGCAUUUGGAUUACCUGGAAAUCCUGUGAGCUGUUUGGUUUGUUUCAAUAUCUUUGUUGUGCCUACAAUCCGCCAGCUUGCAGGAUGGACAAGCCCCCAUCCACUGAGAGUGCGACUUCGACUUCAGGAGCCCAUCAAGUCUGAUCCCAUCCGCCCCGAGUUUCAUCGGGCCAUAAUCAAAUGGAAAGACAACGAUGGAUCAGGGACUCCCGGAUUUGUUGCUGAGAGCACUGGACAUCAGAUGAGCAGUAGGCUUUUAAGUAUGAGGUCGGCUAAUGCUUUGUUGGAGUUGCCUGCUACGGGAAAUGUGCUUUCUGCUGGAAGUUCUGUAUCAGCUAUAAUUGUUUCUGAUAUUAGUGCCUUUUCAAUAGACAAGAAAGCCUCAUUAUCAGAACCAGGCUCUAUUCGGAAAGAAAAGAAGUACGAUGAAGUACCUGGGCCUGAGUAUAAAGUGGCUAUUCUUACCGUCAGUGAUACUGUCUCAGCUGGGGCUGGACCUGAUCGAAGUGGGCCCAGAGCUGUGUCAGUAGUUGAUUCCUCGUCUGAAAAACUGGGGGGAGCUAAGGUAGUUGCAACAGCUGUUGUCCCCGAUGAAGUGGAAAGAAUAAAAGACAUUCUUCAGAAAUGGAGCGAUGUUGACGAAAUGGAUCUCAUUCUUACACUUGGUGGUACUGGCUUCACUCCAAGAGAUGUAACACCUGAAGCAACGAAAAAGGUGAUCGAGAGAGAAACACCCGGUCUCCUCUUUGUUAUGAUGCAAGAGAGCUUAAAGAUCACUCCAUUUGCGAUGCUCUCGCGCUCUGCGGCAGGAAUUAGAGGCUCAACAUUGAUAAUCAACAUGCCUGGAAACCCAAACGCAGUGGCCGAGUGUAUGGAGGCUCUGUUACCUGCAUUGAAACACGCACUGAAGCAGAUCAAAGGAGACAAGAGAGAGAAACAUCCGAAGCACAUACCUCACGCAGAAGCCACCCUACCGACUGAUACAUGGGACCAAAGCUAUAAGUCAGCCUAUGAGACGGGAGAGAAGAAAGAAGAGGCUGGAUGUUCUUGUACUCACUAAAACUCUCCAGCUUCUCCACAAAGCCCCAAGUGAUUUUGCUCUGCACUGUUGUGACUGUAAAACUUUUGACAAGUUUUGUGUUUGCUGAGUUAGUUACACGAAACCCAAAUACUAUAUAUGGUGCGAAAUGUAGUUUUUGUAAUAAGGUUCUACUUUUUUGUAAUAAUAUGCAUAUCCCUUGAUGAGAAAAAUACUUUGCAUAAGCCAAAUAACAGAAAAUAUCAACAAUUUGAUUAAACAUUCAUUUUCGGUUUGGUUUACG